CCUUAGCAUCAUGAUUUCCAAAAAGUUUUUUUUUACCUUACUGAAUCUUGCCCUAGUAUACUCUGGUCUUGGGAAGGACUUGGAUCAUGAUGGGAUAUUGCACAGGGAAAAAAGACAGCUGUUAUGGCCAAAUAGUACAACUCUACAGUUCAACGCCGGCUUUGGCUUUCCGAGUGCUGCGAAACACAUCAAUGUGAACUACGCAUUUCAAGCGAACUUCCAACUACCGUGGAAUCGAACGCAGAUACCCAUAGAUAUAUUAGAAGCCAACUCUGGGUAUGUUGGAACGGCAAGGAAGAAAAGAGAAGCAGGGAUCAGAGAUGAUAAAAAUGGGAAUUACCAGGACGAUGCAAGACUUUAUCAUUUUUAUAAACAUGUGGAGUCUGUUUUAGAUGGAUUCGGCCACAAUGGCAGAUCCUGUGUGCUGCAGACACUGUGUCAACUCGGAGCUGAACCUCUUCACUCUGAUGAUGAAGAGGAUCUACUGCAUGAAAUGGCAACGUUUGUAUUGAACCCCAAAAACGAUGGCAUCCACAACCUGACAGAAAAGGACGAAACUUACCCUUACAUAAAGGCGUACACAGACGGAGAGAAACAUGAAGACUGCACGAAGCUAUACAGGGGAUGUGGUCUCUCUUUUAUAGACGUAUUCACUAAGUUACACGAUCUAUCUUAAUUGAAUAAAGACUGUUGUGUAUUAAAGUUAUUAUGAAAAUAAUUAUUGUGUGGAAUGGCAAACUACAUGAUAGUACCAUUCAUAGUACCGCCAUUGUCUACUGUCUCUUAGUAUUAAUCACCAUUUGACUGUUUUUGUACUGGAAAGCGAAACUUCAACUUACCCUCAAGUGAGGUCGGUACUGUAUUGGGCACUAUAUCGACACUAUAUUGGCUUAAAAUAGGAUUCAAAAUAUACUUUCUGUAAAUCAAAUGAUUCCACCUAAAUUGUUCGCGCACAUUAUUUUCUUCGCAAAAAAAGAUGUGAUGUACGCGCCGCUCGAUGCGAAAUCACUGCUAGCAUGUAAGUGAGCACAAAGGUUAAAAUAAAAGGUUUCGACAGUUGACAAUUUAGAAAUGUCCGUGAACUUACAAAUCGAAAAACGUAUGAUUGAUAAAUAAAACUUUUAUACUUUUGAAUUGUCGAAUUUAUUUAAUAGAUUACAAA
Messenger RNA from Helicoverpa armigera (cotton bollworm), 1162 nucleotides. RefSeq lists its product as uncharacterized. The transcript is spliced from 4 exons. The coding region runs from base 11 to 676 and encodes 221 amino acids. Lineage: Eukaryota; Metazoa; Arthropoda; Insecta; Lepidoptera; Noctuidae. The record is from RefSeq and is a predicted model, not a curated record.